Messenger RNA from Xenopus laevis (African clawed frog), 1502 nucleotides. It is a transcript of the gene rela.S, whose product is annotated as v-rel avian reticuloendotheliosis viral oncogene homolog A S homeolog. The coding region runs from base 142 to 1071 and encodes 309 amino acids. The transcript has 5 exons. NCBI's taxonomy places the organism in Eukaryota, Metazoa, Chordata, Amphibia, Anura, Pipidae. Gene Ontology annotation, cellular component: nucleus; cytoplasm; NF-kappaB p50/p65 complex. Gene Ontology annotation, biological process: inflammatory response; innate immune response; regulation of DNA-templated transcription. The record is from RefSeq and is a predicted model, not a curated record. Gene Ontology annotation, molecular function: DNA-binding transcription factor activity, RNA polymerase II-specific; RNA polymerase II cis-regulatory region sequence-specific DNA binding; DNA-binding transcription factor activity.
AUAUGUAUUAGGGAGGGAAGAAGAAGAAGACGACGAGGAGGGAUAUCGGAACAGGUGGAGAAGUAAAGAGUAUCUGUUAAGCAAAUAUUGUACCAAUUGUGAAAGUGCGAGGGGAGCCAGUCCCUGAUACAGGCAUUGGACAUGGAGGAAGAUAUUGAGGUGGUAUUCGUUCUGGGCAAAUGGGAAGCUCGUGGGAUAUUUUCCCAAGCAGAUGUUCACCGUCAGGUAGCCAUUGUCUUCAGAACACCUGCUUUUCAACACACACAAAUACGGCAGACUGUCAAAGUGCAAAUGCAGCUGAGGCGGCCGUCGGAUAAAGAAGUCAGUGAGACAAUGGAGUUUCAGUAUCUUCCAGAUGAAGCUGACCCCCACCAUAUUGAGGAAAAACGGAAAAGGACCCUUGACAGUUUCAAGCAUUACGUGAAGAAGAAUCCUUUUGCAGGAGGAGAAACACGACCCCAACGCAGAAUUGCUGUGGCAAAUCGUAAUGUGCCAACAAAGUCAGAGCCUUUAACAGCAUCCAUAAGACCCAGCAUGUCGGUUCCAAAUCCAGGGGUGCCCUCUCUUCCAUUCUCCAUGCCCGUUUUAAAGGCUGAGAACGUGGCUUCACCUUUGACUCUUCGGUCCACCGUCAACAUCAGCGACUUCAGCAAUCUAGGAUUUUCAUCACAGCCUCCCCCUCAGUCUGAUCACGAACGCUUAGAAUCCAUUUUAAACUACCCCUCAUUCCCAAAUGUGGAUUUAGUAGAAAUGUUGCCGAAUGAGACGGAGAGCCGUUGUACCAGUUUGAGUUCUAUUGACAAUAGUGACUUUAGCCAGCUUCUCAGCGAGUCACAAACAUCUGGGACACUCUCCGCAGCUUUACAAGAGCCUGGAACUAGUCAAGGUACACUCAUGUCUUAUCCUCAAUCCAUUGCUCGGCUUAUGACCAACCGGCCCAAUGAGGAUGAUGGCGGCGAGAGAAUUGACAGUGGCCUAAUUAAUGGGAUUUUUGACAUUCAACCAGGAGGAGAGUCUUUAGCCUCGUUAUUUGAUCUUGACAUAUCUUCUUUAAUAAAUAACAUGAAAUAACUUGCUUUAUUAAUAUGAGCAUUAAGACUUGCCUAAAUUGCUUUGGGUCCUGUAUGUUUGUUCAAAUGCAAUAGGCUGGACUCCAGGCCACAAUUGUGUGUAUGAUCAUCUCUUCAACAUCAUAACAGACUCCCUGUAGAUACUUUUUAUCAAAUAUAUUUUAAAGAAUUCUCUUUUUCACCUCUGCUAAGACCAUGCAGAAUAAUAAUAAUUGUCUUAUAACAAGCUGCCACUCAUCAGUCAUUUAUAAGCAAGUUCAGUUGUAUGAUCUGCUUUUCUUUGGUGUUCAGUACAAUCCUUCUCAUUGCCUACACUGCGUGGGUCCAUUUUUUGAAACCUGUACCUGCAACCUGAUCCACAUGUUCCCGCUACCCGACCCGCAAUAGGCCAACUAACCUUCCGACCCGGGGGACAAGCAAAACCAGAAGUGA